Melanotaenia boesemani (Boeseman's rainbowfish) is the source of this 2703-nucleotide messenger RNA. RefSeq names its product guanine nucleotide binding protein-like 2 (nucleolar) (gene gnl2). The transcript has 16 exons. The record is from RefSeq and is a predicted model, not a curated record. Bases 157 to 2367 code for a protein of 736 amino acids. Gene Ontology annotation, cellular component: nucleolus. Gene Ontology annotation, molecular function: GTP binding. Lineage: Eukaryota; Metazoa; Chordata; Actinopteri; Atheriniformes; Melanotaeniidae.
GCUUACGCACUUCCUGUUUCACCUUAAGGACACGUGCAGGCUGCUGGUCUGUGGAGCUGGAGGGAAUAGCAGCAACGAAAAUUCAGCUCUCAGACAACUGCCUCUGGUUUUCAUAUUUUUUCGGCAGUGAAAGGCUUUGCCGACUAAGCAGUCAACAUGGUUAAGCCUCGGUUUAAGGGGAAAAACUCAAUAAACCCCUCGUCGUCCAGCAGCAACCCUGAUCGACCCAAGGGUGCUGGUGGGAACAACAUGAGGGACCGAGCCACAAUUAAACGUCUGAAUAUGUACAGACAAAAGCAAAGAUGUAAUAACCGCGGAAAAGUUAUCAAACCUUUGCAGUACCAAUCCUCAGUAGCUCCUGGGACUGUAGCGAGAGUUGAACCUAACAUCAAAUGGUUUGCAAACACCAGGGUGAUAAAGCAGUCGUCCCUCCAAAAGUUCCAGGAAGAAAUGGGAGCAGUACAGAAGGAUCCAUAUCGUGUGGUGAUGAGACAAAGCAAACUACCCAUGUCCCUCUUGCAUGACAGGGUCAAAGCUCAUAAUUCAAAGGUGCACAUUUUAGACACAGAGGGUUUUGAGACCACGUUCGGGCCUAAGGCCCAAAGGAAGAGGCCAAGUCUCAUCGUGGGGGAUGUGAAGGACCUUGUAGAGCAAGCAGAAGCCUCAGCGCUGAGCUACGAUGCAGACAAAGACACAAACCUGGUAACAGAGGACACGGGGGUCCGGGAGGAAGUGCGUGAGGAGAUUUUCAAAAAGGGGCAAUCCAAGAGGAUCUGGGGUGAACUUUACAAGGUGAUUGACUCAUCUGAUGUCGUCAUUCAAGUGCUGGAUGCCCGUGAUCCCAUGGGAACUCGCUCCAAAAGCAUAGAGGCAUAUCUGAAGAAGGAGAAAGCCUGGAAACAUCUUAUCUUUGUGCUCAACAAGUGUGACCUUAUUCCCACCUGGGUCACGAAACGGUGGGUAGCUGUUUUGUCCCAAGAGUAUCCGACUCUGGCAUUCCACGCCAGCCUCACCAACUCCUUUGGUAAGGGUUCCCUCAUUCAGCUACUCCGGCAGUUUGGCAAGCUCCACACAGAUAAGAAACAGAUAAGUGUGGGUUUCAUUGGCUAUCCAAAUGUAGGAAAGAGCUCAGUCAUCAACACUCUGCGGUCCAAGAAGGUCUGCAAUGUGGCACCCAUCGCUGGAGAAACCAAAGUGUGGCAGUACAUCACAUUGAUGAGGCGCAUCUUCCUCAUUGACUGCCCCGGUGUUGUGUACCCAUCAGAGGACAGCGAAUCUGAUAUUGUUCUCAAAGGAGUGGUUCAAGUGGAGAAGAUCAAGAACCCAGAAGAGCAUAUUGGGGCAGUACUGGAGCGAGCCAAACCUGAGUAUAUUCAGAAGACAUACCGUAUCCCUACAUGGAAAUCUGCUGAAGACUUUCUGGAGAAGCUGGCAUUGCGUACUGGGAAGCUUUUGAAGGGGGGUGAGCCAGAUCUCUCCACAGUCUCCAAAAUGGUGUUAAAUGACUGGCAGAGAGGACGCAUCCCUUUCUUUGUGAAACCUCCCGGACCUGAGGGAGAUGAAGAGGAUGAGAAACCUUUACCAGUUGAAGGACCACAAGCCGUAGACGAGAAUGUGGAGGAGCAGCAAGGCAGUUUAGAAGCCGUCUCAGGGGAACAGGAGGAACAGCAACGUCAGCUGCGACAGAAGGAGGAGGUCCAAAAGAUCCUUUCCAAUGUACGACAGAACUUUGGCAAGAUCAGUGUGGCACCAGAGUACAGUGAAGAAGACUUGGUUCCAGUGGAGAUGCCUGACCUGGACUUGGCUGAGUUUUCUGGCUCUGACACAGAGGAAGAAGAUGAAGAAGGUGAGGGCAAAGAGGAAAGUGAGGGCGGAGAGGAAGAUGAGACCAGCGCUGAACCAGCUGGUGAAGAAACUGAGUCCACAGUCCCUCCGACUGACAACGCAAGUGCCAGCAAGAGUUCAAGGGAGAUUAUACGCGAGCUGGAUGAGAAAAUCAUGAAGUACAAGCAGUUCUUGGACCGAGCCAAAUCCAAACGCUUCUCGGCAAUACGGAUCCCUAAGGCACUCUCUGAAAAAGUAUUCACAGACAUCAAGACUAAACAAGCAGCAGCUACACAAGCUCAAAGGAAAGGUAGUAAGUCAACUGCUGCAAACCAGAGGGGCAAGAAGAGGAAAGCUGACGAGGAUGAGGAGUCCACACAGCUGCCCAAACUGACAUCUAAACAGAGAAGAGCAAUGGAACGUGCUAAGAAGGCGAAGAAGGUCGGGGUGCGUUAUUAUGAAACACACAAUGUCAAGAACAAGAACAAAAAGAUGCCAACAUCAACCACAGAGGGUCAGAGGGCAAAAAGAUCAAAGCACUAGACUGACAUUAAAAGACACACAAUAUGUGUAAGAAUCUUUAAAUUGGACUGAAGAGGCUAAGGUUUUAUUGAAAUGACAAGCACACAAAAGAUUGGAAAACUGGGUGGUUAAAUAUUCUGUAUCAGGUAUCUACUUGAUGCCUUAUCCUUGAGCACAAGGAAAUGACUGCUAAUCUGUCUUUUCAAAGUUUUCAAUCCCUUCAAUACUGAACUGUUUGAAUGAUACUUCAUUCAUCAUUCUCGUGUGCACAGCUCUCUUGAUGUUCAAGAGAAAUGUGCAAUUUGAGUAUCCUUGUCAUGCUAUGCUCUUAUGAAAAAAUAAAAUAUUUGCAAAUUG